AUGCAGGCCAGCUCCGCCGACGCCCUCGGCCACGUCAAGGCCCUCGUCUUCGACGUCUUCGGCACCGUCGUCGACUGGCGCACCUCCGUCACCGACGAGCUCAUCCUUCGCGCCCAUCGCAAGCUCUCCUCCCAUCUCGCCCCGCCCCUCCAGUCUCGUCUCGCGAGCCGCACGGCCGACGACUGGGCCCGCUUCGCCCAAGCCUGGCGUGAUUCGUACAGGGCCUUUACGCUGGCCUACAACCCGCACGCCGACGCGUGGAAGACCGUGGACGCUCACCACCUCGACAGCCUCGUCGCUCUGCUUCGCUCCGAGGGCCUCGACGGCAUCUACACCGACGCGGAGGUCGAGUCCCUCAGCCUCGUCUGGCACCGCCUCGCACCCUGGCCCGACGCGGCCGACGGUCUUGCCAAGCUCGGCGCGAGGUACACGACCUCGACAUUGUCCAACGGCAACCUCGCGCUGCUGCGAGACCUCGACGACUACGGCCUCUUGGCCUUCCACAAGCUGCUCUCGGCCGAGACCUUUCGCGCGUACAAGCCCGACCCGGCCACGUAUCUGGGCGCCGCGCGGGAGCUGGGAGUCGAGCCUGCCGAGGUGGCCAUGGUGGCGGCCCAUCUGGGUGACCUCGAGGCCGCCCGAGCCUGCGGUCUGCGGACCAUCUACGUCGAGAGGCCGCGGGAAGAAUCGUGGGGGGAAAACGAACAACGCCACCGCCGAGCAGGCGACUUUGUCGACCUUUGGAUCACCGAGGAGCAAGACGGACUGCUCGCCGUCAACGAGCAGCUGCUGUCACGGCAUCCAUGA
Messenger RNA from Drechmeria coniospora, 807 nucleotides. RefSeq lists its product as uncharacterized. The record is from RefSeq and is a predicted model, not a curated record. NCBI's taxonomy places the organism in Eukaryota, Fungi, Ascomycota, Sordariomycetes, Hypocreales, Ophiocordycipitaceae. Gene Ontology annotation, molecular function: hydrolase activity, acting on halide bonds, in C-halide compounds. The transcript has a single exon. The coding region runs from base 1 to 807 and encodes 268 amino acids.